Portunus trituberculatus (swimming crab) is the source of this 5991-nucleotide messenger RNA. RefSeq lists its product as uncharacterized. The record is from RefSeq and is a predicted model, not a curated record. NCBI's taxonomy places the organism in Eukaryota, Metazoa, Arthropoda, Malacostraca, Decapoda, Portunidae. The transcript has 11 exons. The coding region runs from base 586 to 3228 and encodes 880 amino acids.
ACCGCGAGCCGGGCAGUCAGACGGUGGUUGGCGGCCGGAGAGAGUGGACGUGUGGGUACGGCCGCUCCGUCGCUAAGUCACUCGGUCACACGCUCGCGCGCUGCUAGAGUGCCGUCGCUCGCCUGCCAUCGCUACAAUGGUGUCUUUUAACAUCGCUACAUCUUAGAAAAGACUUACGCUAUCGAGAUAUAUUGGUGUCAAGGUCUGUGAAAAAACUUCUCCGAUGAUAUAAUACAAGAAGUUAUAUUGUGUAUUAUAUUGUUUACCUGUGAGUGAAGAAGUAUUUGAGCACAGCCUGAUCUUGGUAACAAUUUUCAAAGGCGACUCACUUGGAACUGAGGCUACUACAACAACAAUCAGCGAACCUGUUGAUUCCUUUGUACUGUGUGUCACCCUGCGGUCUUGUCGGGCAGUGCUAUAGCGAACCUGAAUAGUGUGUAGUGUAGUGAAGGAACUCGUGCAUCCAUCUACACAGCAACUGCACCGCGGCUCGCUCAGGACCUUGCCGCUCCGACCGGAGACCCUCGGGUAAGGUAAAUGUAAAACAAAAGGGACAGUGUACUUCACAAGGUGGAUCCUCAUUACAUGUUAAAAUAUUCCGGGAACUUAACUCAUCCCGUCAACAUAUUCUCAAGACCUUGGUGGCCUGAAGUCAGCAGGGCCGCCCCAGUACCCCCCUCGGAGCCCCACGCCGUCGAGAUGGUUCAUCAGGUGCAGGUACAGGAACGCUCCCCGCGGAAGAGGGAUCGACGCACCGCGGGGCUCAUGUUGACUCCAGGAGGUGGGCCAGACCUGCCAGGCAUGAGGGGUACAGACUUCAAAGGGGAGCUUCACCCGCCCCCGACAAAAAUAUCCCGCCUAGGCAUGUAUGAGACUUACCAGCCUUGGGUCCUGCAAACGUACGGGGACUCUGCUAAGACGAAGACAAUCACGCGCAACAAAUACCAGCGCAUCUUGCAGAUCCUACGCGGAGAUUACGUUGAUAACGAGACCUCCAAGUUCAAGCUGUGGGUGAAGGGCAGAGGCUUUCGCAUCGGUCCCCCGCCAGGUUAUCUCAAUGGAGGCGUGGAGGAUCCCAUCAUCACUCAGCUCACGCCGCCCCCGCCCCUCGACUAUAACCCAGACAAGGAUCCCUAUCCUGACAUCUACGUCCAGACCGGCACUGUCAAGGAUCCGGAGGGACACGAUAGGAUUUGCUUCAAGAAGGUGGCGGUGGUGGAGGACUUCUUCGACAUCAUCUACAAUCUACACGUGUGCAAGGAUGGCAAGGAGCAGAAACACAUGGGCCAGAAAAGGACCUAUCGAGCUGUGUCGGAGCGGUACGCCUUCGUGCCGCGAGAAGCAGUCACCAAAUUCCUGGUCUUAUGCACGGAGUGUCCUCGCCGUUCAGUGGGCGUGCACGUGAGCCUUGGUGUGCCUCUAGCCGUGGCCAACCUGCCCGUGCCGCCACCUGCGCUGCCAGUCCCCACCCUCCCGCCACCGCCGCCUCCUCCCCCCAUCAGUCGUCAUCUGGAGGAGCAGCCAACGUCGGAGGAGCAACAACAGUCCUGCUACGCCUCGCCAGUACACCUCCACCAGCACCACCAGUACCUCCAUACACGCCAGCACUCACAACCACAGUCACCACACCCACUACCACAAUCACCACACCCUCCACCUCCGCAGUCUCCUCACCCACCACCCCCGCCGCAUUCACCACACCUCCACCUGUCGCAGAAACACCACCAGCAGCACCAGCAACUGCAGCAGCACUUUCAGGAGUCGAAGAAGUCACAGAAGCAGCAGGAGGCGGCAGAGAGGCAGCACCAGCAGGAGCAGGAGGAGGUCAGCAGGCGGCAGGAGGAGGCGAAGGAGGAGGAUAAUGAUAACGUAGAGCUGAAGGUGGAUGGGGAUGACGAGGAAGUUGCGGAUGUGGGUGAGUGGAUGUACGCUAAGAGGGUGAGCGCCGUGAGUUCUGAGGUGGAUUACAGGUUGCCCAUCACCAGCAUCUACCUGAAGCACUGCACCAAUACCUUCGCCGCCGCCUACAACAACCACUUCAACACCCACUACAUUAACAACAACAACAACUACUACAACAACUACAACUACUACCAGUGGAAGGACGGCGCGGUGAUGGCGGAGAGUGACGGCAGCGAGGAUGAACUGAAGACUGCUGAGGUGGAGCGCAAGGUGGACACGAGGAGUCGCACGGAGUGGACACCCUUCCAACAGCAGCCUCUUGGCCUCACCCGAGCUGACCCCACCCGCAGAAGCCCAUGUCCUUCACCAUCUGGAAGUGAGCGGGCAGCCACGGCCACACCCCUGGACACAGCCAGCAAUGCUGAGGACACCUCCAGCAACGGUAACAAGGAUGAUGAGGAUGAUGAUGCCGAUGAUGACAACGAUGAUGAUAAGAUUGACGCUCAGUAUGACCCAGAACGGCUUAAGGCUUUCAAUAUGUUUGUGCGUCUGUUUGUUGACGAGAACCUUGACCGCAUGGUCCCCAUCAGCAAACAGCCUAAAGAAAAGAUUCAAGCCAUCAUUGACGCUUGUGCUAGACAAUUCCCAGAGUUUGCCGAGCGCACCCGGAAGAGAAUCCGUACUUACCUCAAAAGCUGCAGGAGGAACAAGAGGACCCGAGAUUCUAAUGGGUGGGAAACACCAUCUCGCCCAACACCACCUCACCUCACCAGCAUUCAAGCUGAGCAAAUUCUAGCAACUGCUUGUGAAAAUGAGGCUCAAAAUGCCAAAAGAAUGAGGCUUGGUUUGGAACCCAUUGCCCAACCAAACCCACUCAACCCUCAACCUCCCUCACAAGUUGGUUCAGACAAGCCUUUGUCCCUGGUUGAUGCUGUAAUCAAGACUGAGUCCAAUGCCCCCCAUGUUUCUGCCCUAGCCAAAGCCUUAGAGCGGCCACUCGCUGAUUCUAAAGUUAUGAAUGGCUCCUCCAUGUACCAAGCAUCAUUCCAACAGAGCUUUCAGAAGGUGACCACAUUAACAGGGUCCACUGUACACACCCAGCCAGGCCUCACUCCUCUCCUGGCCACUACCUCUGCACCAAUGAUAGCCAAUGGACCAACAGACCUGAGUGUCAAGGGGACCUCCAAGCCCACUCGACCCUCACUCAAUGCUGUGGAGGUGGCAGCUGUCCGGCAGCUUAUUACUGGAUAUCGAGAAUCUGCUGCCUUCCUAUUGAGGUCAGCUGAUGAGCUGGAAAAUUUACUAAUUCACCAGCAGAGUCCGUAGUGUAUAACUGAAGUAAAUGUAUAAAUGUGAAGUUUACACUGUGUGCAUACAUUGGAUGGUGUAUAUGUGACAUUGCUGGUGUUAAUGGUUGUCUUAAUGCUGCUCACUUUUAAGAUGUAUAUGGUACAAUUUCAGUGUUUUAUGAAAUAUAGCUGUAGUGAAUAUAUUUAUUUACAGAUCUAAACCUAUUCUUUUUGUUUUUGUUACUCCAGUUAGUAAGAAAAGAGCAUGAAUGUGAAAAUAUUGGUGCUGUCCUUCAUGUCCAGUCACUGCAUAAGUGAAAAAUGCUGAUAUUUUUUUUUUUCUGCUUUGAAUUUUGUACUGUAAAUGUUGAAUAUUUAUUUUCCUUAUGAUAUGGAAAAUCCCAAUACUUAAAACUUCUUUAUAGAAAAUUUUCUAGUUUACUAUGGAAGUGCCUCUUCACCAUAGAACAGUUUUCUUCAGGGGAGGUGCUCAGGUAACAGUGUACAUUUGUCUCAUGAGUAGGUGAUGUCAUAAGCUGGCUAAUAGAUUGUGCUAUCUUCUCAUUAAGCUGUUGUUAAUUUACUGUACACUUAUCUGUACAUAGGAAAGGAUGUAUUCUUUUUGCAGCACCAACCUUUGAUAGUGUUCCUGCACCAUCUCUGCACCAAGGGAUAGUUGCAGUACACAUUUAGAGUGAUAUUUUCUGCUGCCUAUUUUACAUUCUUUUGUACAGAGUGUUUCUAGCCUGUGUAGGAAGGAUAUUCUAGCAGAGUACUAGUAAAAGCAAAACAGACUAUGGCUGAUGCUGUUUUGUAGUCUGGCAGCCGUGACAUCACCUGCCAUAACUCAAACAAUGCAGAAAGACAGUGAAUAUUCUUUCUGCAUCAGGGGUAUUAUUGACCUUUGUUAUUGUUAAUUUUCCUUUCAAUAGUGGGCAGUGAAAAAAUAAUGCUCUAAAUGCACACUGCAUGGAGAAAAUGUAGAAUGAUAACAAAGGUUCCUGCUUCAGAAGACUAUUCACUGCCUUUAUAUAAAUAAAACAAGUAAGUGUUACUGCAAGCACAGAGAAAAACACUUGCCACCUCAUUCAUGUCAUUGGACCUGAAUGUGUCUCCUGAAAAAAACUCCACAUGUACAUUGUAGUGGGAUUUUGCCUAGAUGACAGAAAGCAAUGGUAAGGAUAGUAAAUAGAGGAUUUCAUAAUACUGUGUAGCUUUUCUGAUAUUGUGGGGUAAUACAAAACAAAUAAAGUUAACCCCCAUGUGUUAUAUACAUAAAGUAAAUCAGUGGCAAGAAGAGCUUAUCAUGUACUGUACUUCAAUCAAGCCUGCUGCUUCACCUUCCUUGGUCAUGUGUAGGAACAAUGGUCAUUUCGUUAGGAAGUAAUUCUGAUACUAAGUUUUUUUUUAUUUUUCAUCAUAACCUUCUUUGAUUUAUCAAAAAUAAUGGAAAUUGUAUUUUGAUUUCAUAAUAUUUAUAUUUUAGGUAACAGCUCAAACAAAACUCAGAAAAGUUAUAUACUUUUUUUUUUCCCUCCAUGUAUUAUAUGGAAGAUUACUUUCCAGUUUUAUGUUGAUAAUUAUUGUCUAUAUUAUUAAUGUAUAUGUAUAGUUGUAUAUAGGUAGAGCCAAUUAAAUUAUUGGAAAUAUAUUAUGUCCAGUGUAGGGUGUGUAUGUAUGCCAUAGACUGUUGUGAAAUGUUAUGGAGAUUUGGGCAUCCACCAUUGUCAAGUUUGUUCUCCAGGAAAUUGCUCCUAGUUAAAAUGUAGGAAAUUUUGAGGGCCUUCAUAGUUUGGUUUUAUAAAAAAGAAAUUUAUUUGGUCUGGUUUCAUUGUAAUACAUUAUAUUGAUUUGCACUUGCUAACUCCAGCAUAUCAGCAGCAAAUCAUGUUUAACAUUUGACUGAUGAGUUUCUUGUAUGAAAGGUUUUCAGAAUACAAAAUAUCAGCAUCGGAGGGUAGCUCUCUGAAAUAUAAAGUGAAUAGGUAUUCAAAAUAUAUGCUAUUUAUUUUAAAAUUUUCUUCUUGAUUACUAAUUGUGACUGUUUGAUGUGGAGGUUUGUGCAAUCUGUGUUUUCCUUAUAUACUAUCUGAUUGUAUAUUUUUUGUAUGGGAAAAAGAAACAUUCAUGUCCUGGAUAAGAAUUUGUAACAUACUGUUUUUAUUUAUUGUUAAGUAGUUAUACAGAAACAUAUUGUGUAUACAGUAGGCAUUAUUCACUAAUGCAUUUAUAAGAAUGAUUCAGUACUUCUUCAGGUUAAUGAAAACCUCUUGUUUUCUAGUCAUGGUAUACUCCUCAUAAAUUGUAUUUCACACUGAGAGAUGUACCUUUCAUUGUAAAGAUGUACAUACAAACAUGCAUGUGUAAUUCCAUUAUACAUCAAAGUUAUAUGUACAUAUUAUUUUUCUUAUCAACUCAUUUUGACAAUCAUUGGCUUAAAUAGUAGUGUAUGGGAAAAGUUAGACCUCUCAUAUUUUUUAAAAGUCUGAAUGCACUACUAGAAAAUUAAUGAAAACUAUUCACUUGGGGGAUUUUCAUUAACAGUGCAAUGCAAUUAUUAUUAUCCAACACCCACAGUUCAGUGUUAUGUUUAAAGGGUAUAUACAGGCUUCAGAUGUUAACUUUGGGAGUCUUUUCAUGUGUUGAUAGUGAACUCCAAUAUACCAAAGAGAAGAGAUAUGUUUGAUCUCAUACAUUUAUGAUAGUUAUUUUUUCUACUGUUGUUUUGGACAGUGGUGUAUUAAUUUAUUUGUGUUAUUUUGAAAAUAUAUGGAGUAUAGAAAUAUAUAUUAUUUGGAUA